Molecule: messenger RNA, 819 nt
Organism: Raphanus sativus (radish)
Lineage: Eukaryota; Viridiplantae; Streptophyta; Magnoliopsida; Brassicales; Brassicaceae
Exons: 1
Coding region: 1-819 (272 amino acids)
Molecular function (GO): nucleic acid binding; RNA-DNA hybrid ribonuclease activity
Source: RefSeq, a predicted model, not a curated record
AUGAUCUCAGCAGCUCUUUAUCCUCGCUGUAAGGAGGUAGAAACAGCAAUGCACACGUUCUUCCUCUGCCCCUUUGCGAAAGAAGUCUGGAAUCAUAUCCCUCUCAAGUCACCAGUUCACAUAGCUGAGGACUCUGACUUCAAAACGACCCUGGUGUGCUUCCGACAAGCGAUCUGUCUCCCCCCGAGUGGAAUUCGCUUCCCUAUCCUCCCGUGGAUAGUUUGGACGCUCUGGCUAGCAAGAAACAAACUCAUCUUUGAAGACAAGACCAGUCGACCGAUUGAAAUUGCAACCAAAGGUUUGUCAGCAGCUCUUGAAUGGAACCAAGACAGAGGCAAAACGGAAAUCAGCAUCCAACCUCUUCCUCGCGUGAGACCCCCACCUAGACGCCCGAUCAUCGGCUGUGAGAACCCGUGCUUCGUCGACGCCGCUUGGGAUGCUUCAUCGCAACGCGCAGGAGUUGCAUGGAUUCUCAACAAGGAUCUUCCCACGCUAGCACAAUCAGGCUACCGAACCUUCGAAUUCGUCUCCUCCCCUCUCAUGGCCGAAUCGCUUGCUCUCCGUCAUGGAAUCGAGAUGCUGCUGCUUAGAGGAAUCAGCACAGCAACAAUCUUCUCAGAUUGCUUAACGCUCAUCAGAGCAAUUAACACAAAAAGUCAGAUAAAGGAAAUCUAUGGUGUUCUACAGGACAUCUAUGGUCUCUCCUCUCAAUUUGGCUCUAUCGUCUUCCAGUUCAUCUCCCGUUCCCAGAACGAUGAAACUGAUGUAUUAGCUAAGCAGGCCCUUCAGGCCCAGCAUCUUUCCUUUGUUGUUGUUUAA